CGAGGGGAGAAGGGGUUGUCGGGAUGUGGCCGUAGGUAACAUGGAGCCCUCGGUAGGAUGAGUGUGAGCUUGCUGUUGCUGCCUGCUCCUGUCUUAGGGCCUCAACAUGUUGGUACACUUAUUUCGAGUCGGAAUCCGGGGUGGUCCAGUCCUAGGAUGGUCGCUAAAAUCCUUGCGCUUCCAGACGUUCUCGGCCACCAGGUCCUCAGAUGACUGUUUCAGCUCAUGCCUCCUCCGGGCUGUGGCCCGGCUGCGGUCACAGCUCCGGACUCAACUCCCUCGAGCCCCACCAGCUUCCCGCCGGAGCCCCUCUACCUGGUAUUGGGUUGGGGGGACCUUGGUGGUCCCUGCAGUGCUGUGGCAGCAUCCCCGUUUCUGCCUUCGAGCACUAUGUGAGGCCGAAGGGUCUCCUGGCCACCCCACACCCGGUGCCCUGGAGCUGCGCUUUAACUGGAGGCUGUUCUGGCAUUUCCUUCACCCCCACCUGCUGGCCCUGGGGGUAGCCAUUGUGUUGGCCUUGGGCGCCGCACUAGUGAAUGUGCAGAUCCCCUUGCUCCUCGGCCAGCUGGUGGAGAUCGUGGCCAAGUACAUGAGGGACCGCGUGGGGAGCUUCACUUCUGAGUCCAGUAGGCUCAGCACCCAGCUGCUCCUACUCUAUGGUGUUCAGGGGCUGCUGACCUUCGGGUACCUAGUGCUGCUGUCCCACAUCGGUGAGCGCAUGGCCAUGGACAUGCGGAAAGCCCUCUUCAGCUCCCUGCUCAGGCAAGACAUUGCUUUCUUUGAUGCCAAAAAGACAGGGCAGCUAGUGAGCCGCUUGACUACAGACGUGCAAGAGUUCAAGUCAUCCUUCAAGCUUGUCAUCUCACAGGGACUGCGCAGCUGCACCCAGGUGAUUGGUAGCCUGGUGUCCCUGUCUUUGCUGUCCCCGCGCCUUACACUGCUGCUGGCAGUCAUCACACCUGCCCUCAUGGGAGUGGGUACCAUGAUGGGUUCAGGUCUCCGAAAGUUGUCUCGCCAGUGUCAGGAGCAGGUUGCCAGGGCAACAGGUGUAGCAGACGAGGCCCUCGGCAAUGUUCGGACUGUGCGGGCCUUUGCUAUGGAGCAGAGGGAAGAGGAACGCUAUGAAGCAGAACUGGAGUCAUGCUGCUGUAAGGCAGAAGAGCUGGGCAGGGGCAUUGCCUUGUUCCAAGGGCUCUCCAACAUCGCUUUCAACUGUAUGGUCUUGGGCACCCUGUUCGUUGGGGGCUCCCUUGUGGCUGGACAGCAGCUGAAAGGGGGAGACCUCAUGUCCUUCCUGGUGGCUUCCCAGACAGUACAGAGGUCUAUGGCCAGCCUCUCUGUCCUCUUUGGUCAGGUGGUUCGUGGGCUGAGUGCAGGUGCCCGUGUCUUUGAUUACAUGGCCCUGAGCCCUUGCAUCCCAUUGACGGGGGGCUGCUACAUCCCCAGCAAGGACCUCCGUGGCUCCAUCACCUUCCAGAAUGUCAGCUUCAGCUAUCCCUGCCGCCCUGGCUUCGAAGUACUCAAGGACUUCACCCUGACGCUGCCCCCUGGAAAGAUUGUGGCUCUUGUGGGCCAGUCUGGAGGAGGAAAGACCACAGUCGCUUCCCUGCUGGAGCGCUUCUAUGACCCCACAGCUGGCAUGGUGACACUGGAUGGGCAUGACCUGCGUACUCUCGACCCUUCCUGGCUCCGGGGCCAGGUUAUAGGUUUCAUCAGCCAGGAGCCAGUCCUGUUUGGAACAACCAUCAUGGAGAAUAUCCGAUUUGGGAAAGUGGGAGCUUCUGAUGAAGAGGUAUAUGCAGCUGCGCGAGAAGCCAAUGCCCACGAGUUCAUCAGCAGAUUCCCUGAUGGCUACAGCACCAUGGUCGGUGAGCGGGGCACAACCUUGUCUGGUGGCCAGAAGCAACGCCUAGCCAUUGCACGUGCCCUCAUCAAGCAGCCCACCGUGUUGAUCCUGGACGAGGCCACCAGUGCACUCGAUGCAGAAUCAGAGAGGGUAGUACAGGAGGCGCUGGACCGGGCCAGUGCUGGUCGCACUGUGUUGGUCAUUGCCCACCGGCUCAGCACUGUCCGCGCAGCCCACUGCAUCGUUGUCAUGGCCAAUGGCCAGGUCUAUGAGGCUGGGACCCACGAAGAACUCCUUAAAAAAGGUGGGCUCUACGCAGAGCUUAUCCGGAGACAAGCCCUGGAUAGCCCGCUGACCUCAGCCACACCUGCAGAGAAGCCUGAAGACCCCAGGAGCUACCAACAGAAAGCCUGAGAGGCCCCCCAGGGCAGGUCACUGCCAGGCAUCAGCCUGGGGCUGGAGGCCUGCUAGAGACAGAGCCCUUGAAGGGCCAGUGUGCUGGGGUGUAGCCUACACUCCUGUUUCGUUAAAGGGACUGAGUCCAACAGCUGGGGUAGGAAGGUGGCUUUCCUCCCUCCUGCUUCUGCCAUGCUGGCUCAGUUCUGUGGUCACCGGGAUGUACACAGUGAGGCAGAGUCGCUGAGCACCUCUGCUUGACCCUCUCAGUCUGACCCAGCUCUACCCAACACUCACUCUGGGGCACUGAAAAUUCAUGGUCUGGACAGGCCCGGUAGAAUGGGCUGUAAUCUCAGUACUUGGGAGACAGAAGUAGGAGGAUCAAGAGUUCAAGGCCAUCCUGGGCUACAUAGUAAAACCCUAUCUCAAAAAAAAAAAAAAAAAAAAAAAAAGAAGAAGAAGAAAAACCUAAAUAAAUGUAAUAAAAGAAAUUUUGAAAGAGGCUGAGGCUGAAGCUUA
Psammomys obesus (fat sand rat) is the source of this 2761-nucleotide messenger RNA. RefSeq names its product ATP binding cassette subfamily B member 8 (gene Abcb8). Gene Ontology annotation, cellular component: membrane. The transcript is spliced from 16 exons. The record is from RefSeq and is a predicted model, not a curated record. Gene Ontology annotation, molecular function: ATP hydrolysis activity; ABC-type transporter activity; ATP binding. NCBI's taxonomy places the organism in Eukaryota, Metazoa, Chordata, Mammalia, Rodentia, Muridae. The coding region runs from base 107 to 2260 and encodes 717 amino acids. Gene Ontology annotation, biological process: transmembrane transport.